This is a messenger RNA of Pararge aegeria (speckled wood butterfly), 2241 nucleotides long. It is a transcript of the gene Vps33B, whose product is annotated as vacuolar protein sorting-associated protein 33B. Gene Ontology annotation, cellular component: lysosome; CORVET complex. Bases 131 to 2068 code for a protein of 645 amino acids. Gene Ontology annotation, biological process: vesicle-mediated transport; intracellular protein transport. The record is from RefSeq and is a predicted model, not a curated record. Lineage: Eukaryota; Metazoa; Arthropoda; Insecta; Lepidoptera; Nymphalidae. The transcript is spliced from 2 exons.
CCUUGGAGUAAUAUUGUUCUGUGAAAUAAAUAAAUGUGAAGCAGCAAAACUUACCAAAGGUUGCGUAUUCGUAUUUUGUAAAUAUUUUAGCCUAAAUAUGUGUUUGUUUUUUUAAUUAAAUUCAUUUAAAAUGGAUCAACCGCUUAGUCUAAAGCUGGCUUCUCUCUGCCUGAUAUCUCAGCACAAAUUGCAGAACAUCCUGUCUCAAUGUGGCGACAAGGUGGAUUUAAUCAUUGAUCCAUCGCUUAUUAAGCCUUUGGAGAGGAUUUGUGGUGUCGCCUGGCUUAGACAACAUGGAGUGGAUAAAAUAUACAAAAUGGAUCCGCAACUUGGUGCAACAGCAAACUUAAUCAGGGUUUACUUUAUUCCAGCAUGCAUACAGAAAUACAAAUGUGUUCUCGACCAGAUCUCAUCAGUAAUCAGCCACAACCCUUCGUUAGCUGAUGCUAAAUGCUUCAAUAUUAUUAUUGUACCAAAAGUAGUUAGUUCUUAUGAUUCAAUAUUAGAAAAUAGAGGCCUUUAUGACAUUGUUAAAUUGUACACUUUUGCAUGGGAAUUAAUGACCCUCGAUGACCAGCUUCUCAGUUUAGAACUACCUUUCCUGUACAAGCAGUUAUUUGUCGAGCAAAACCAUUCUUUAUUAUCAAGUAUUGCUAUGUCUUUAUGGAGUUUAUUCCAUGUCACGGGUAGACCUAAUUGUAUAUUGUCUUUGGGGAAAUUGUCUGCAAGCGUGUUGGAUAUAUUGGAAAUAUAUAAGGAGAGUUACUCACGAGAUUUUUUGGAUACAAAUUCUUCACAAGAAAUAGGCUCUCUGAUUAUAAUUGAUAGAGACCAAGAUUAUCCAUCCAGUUUGCUCACACCAGCAACAUACAGUGGGUUAUUGAGUGAAAUAUUCAACAUUACUUGUGGACAAGUAGAACUAAAUGUGAAAGAAACAAAACUAAAGAAAGGAAAACUAAAUUUGGUCAAUUCUGAAGCACCACAAUCUAAAAGUACAUCUGUGAUGCUAGACAGUUCCCUGGAUAAUUUGUAUGGAGAGAUUAAACAUAGGCAUUUCUCUGAAGUAUUAAGUGUAUUAAGUUCAAAAGCAAAGCUACUCAAAAAUGAGGAUAUCAAAGCUUUAGGAAUACAAGAGAUGAAACAUUUUGUAGCAACUAAAUUGCAGCAAGUAACUUUAUUUAAGCAGAAUCUAGUCAACCAUGUGAUGGCAAGUGAAACAAUAUUAUCAGAAAUGAACAAUAAGUUUGAGAACUUAACUUUAACAGAAAGUGAAAUGUUAAACAACAGGAAUAAGAAAUCUAACUUUACAUACAUAGAUGAAAUUUUCGGAACGGAUAUACACAUGUAUAACAGCUUACGUCUUAUGUGUUUGCUAAGUUUAACUCAAGGAUUAUCAUAUGAAGAAUACAACUUGUUAGUUAACAAAUAUUUACUAGCAUUUGGUUAUAAGUUCUUGUACAUUUUUAACAAUUUGGUUACAGCUGGAUUACUUGUACAACCUUUAAGUCCUAAACUAUCUUUGACUAACUUAGGUAAUUUUAGUGAGAGGUUACCUAAAUGGCAGAACGAAUUUCAGACUAUAGCUAACAAAUUGAAGCAAUUACCUUCAAAGUCCAAACAUGAUGGGACAUCCCCUAGUUAUGUAUUUAAUAGCGGAUAUGUUCCACUCGUAGCUGUAUUAUGUAAUGUGCUACUCACAUCAGAAUCCCUUCUAGAGGUUCUUAAAAAGCUAUCAGCACUUAGUGAACUAAAAGUGGGUGGUGCAGUAAUAGAAAGGUUAAAAGAGGGUUUUAAAUCUUUGGAUGAAAGCUUGUCCAAUCUAACUAUUAAUAGUGUUUUGGACUUUGGUUGUUGUAAUGCCAAAUCUUUGUUAAAGACAAUGAAAACUGAUAAUAAAUUGAAUAGAUUUUCUUUAAAGCCAAGAACUAUAUUGGUGUUUUUGAUUGGUGGAGUGACUUAUGCAGAGGUAGCUGCAUGUAACGUUAUUCAAACUGCAACAGGCAGCAAAAUCAUUAUAGCGAGUGAUUGUGUUGCAAGUGGAAGUGAUUUAAUGCUUGCAAAUACUUGAAAAAUUUAAGUAAUAAUUAUUAUUAAUUAAUUAUUGCACACACGCAAACAAAAUACAAAGAGAAACGAAAUAGAUAAAAAAAAUAAAAAAACUAGUCUAUUUGUGCUAAGGCAGACCGCCCAGUGUUAUUCAUAUUUAUAUUCAGUUUGUAUAAAAAGCUUAUUUAAAUAUAC